Messenger RNA from Rhizophagus irregularis DAOM 181602=DAOM 197198, 591 nucleotides. RefSeq lists its product as uncharacterized. Gene Ontology annotation, molecular function: protein binding. NCBI's taxonomy places the organism in Eukaryota, Fungi, Glomeromycota, Glomeromycetes, Glomerales, Glomeraceae. The record is from RefSeq and is a predicted model, not a curated record.
AUGGACAAAGCGCAGUUCUUAACUACUAAUGAAUGGAUCAUAACAAAAACAACUGGAAUUGCGCCUGGGAAAAGAAGAGAAAUAAAUGAUGUCAUUAAUAAUGAAACUAGAAAAUUUUAUGCUUUUAGUGGAUUGGAUACAAAUGAUCAAAAUGUUACGGCACGAAGGGUUACUAUGGAAAAUCGUUUUUUACAUUCCGCAGUUCUAACACCAGAUGAAAGAAUAAUUGUUUUUGGUGGAAAUAAAGAUGAUAUUGCUACACCAGUUCUAAAUCCACUUGCUGUGUUAAAUACAAAAGUAGUCCCAUAUGAAUGGUCAGUUCCAACACCAGCUCCUCCUUUACCUUUAACAACUAAUUUACAUUCUGCUACAUUAGUUGGAAAUUAUAUGUUUAAUUCAUAUUCAGUUUUUUUAAGAAGCAAAUUGAAUAAUUUAUUACUAGGUCAAAACUCUACUACUGUAAAUACUUCUUCGACCGGUUUAAGUGUGGCAAUCCCUGUCGAUAAUGUUGCUGGACUUUUAGGUUAUAAAUAUUAUAAAAAACAAAAAUAUACGCGUGCUAUACCUACUGCUGGGAGUCCAACUCUAUAA